UUCCCAUUUCCCAACUCACCGCCGUUGAUGGGUUGCUGCUUUGGCACCGGCCACCAAUCGGAGAUCGACUCCGACAACGACGACCACGACGAUACUUCAGACACCAAUGUCAACCCCGUCAUUAUACCAAUGGCCCUCUCACAAGACGGAUGGAACAACAUCACCGAACAACAUCAAGAGGGAACAACGCCCUUCCGCCAUUACACUCUUCAGGAGCUAAUGGAGGCGACGGAUGGAUUUUCCGACCAGAACUUUCUCUCAAAAGGCGAUGGUGAAAUCCCGAACAACACUUACAGCGGCAGCCUUCCUGGGGGCCGGCGAAUCGCCGUCAAAAGGUUCUCCUUGUUGGCCUGGCCUGAUGAAGAGCAGUUCAAGUUGAUGGCGAUUAGAGGGGGAAGGUUGAGACACCGGAGGCUUGUGAACUUGAUUGGGUACUACUGCGAUGCUGAUGAGCGGCUUCUUGUGGCGGAGUUCACGCCCAAUGAUUCACUUGCCACGUAUCUUUCCGACUCUAAAAAUAGAACCAUGGAGUGGUCUAUGCGCUUAAGAGUCGCAUGCUAUAUAGCAGAAGCCUUGGAAUAUUGCAUCAAUGAAGCACGAACUCUGUAUUUUGAUCUAAAUCCAAAUAAAGUUCUCUUUGAUGAGGCCGGCAAUCCUUGUCUUUCUUGUUUUGGUCUUGCGAAAAAUCACAGCAAAAGGUAGACGUUUACCGCACUAACAUUUCUUACACGCCUCCAGAGUGCUUAACGGGCAUGGACAUAACGUUGGAGGAAAUUCAUGUAGUUGGAAUGGUCACUCCUGAAAGCAUGAUAUACAGCUUUGGCAUUCUGCUACACGAUCUACUUAGCGGAAAGCAACUUCCGGGAGACGAGGCAGUAAGGCUGGUAUUGGGUAGAAAAUUCCCUAUCAUUCUAGAUUCUCGUUUGAAUGGUGAAUAUUCUAUUGAAGAUGCAACUGCUUUGGUGAAACUUUCUGAUCAAUGUUUGGAAAGUAAUCCUACGGACAGACCCAUUAUAACAGAUGUUGUUGCAACCCUUGCACAAGUUCAAAACAAUGCUGCUGGGGGACCAUCUAAUGCAAUCCCAGGAACUGAGGGGCAAGAUACAUAAAACCUCACUUUUUCUGAGCAGUCCAAAGCAAGAUAGCAGACAAGGCACACUUGUACAAACAUCACAUUUCCAUGCACAUUUGCCAAAAGCCAAAAACUGGAGUGAACUUUUGCAUCAGAAACACCUAUUCGUUACUACAUUGAUUUUUUGGUGUACAUAGAGAAGUGUGAAUAUUCCCCUAUAUUGAUACCCAGAGGAAUGUCAAUGUCUUCUCAUGGAUGUUGACUUUGAGAAAAUUGCUAGAAGAAAACUGUUUCACAGGAGCUAAUAUGCAAAACUUGAUGAAUGUAUUUCAUGUCUUCUUUCUAGCAUUGU
Messenger RNA from Dioscorea cayenensis subsp. rotundata (Guinea yam), 1424 nucleotides. RefSeq names its product serine/threonine-protein kinase BSK1-2-like. Gene Ontology annotation, biological process: brassinosteroid mediated signaling pathway; protein phosphorylation. The record is from RefSeq and is a predicted model, not a curated record. The coding region runs from base 28 to 702 and encodes 224 amino acids. Gene Ontology annotation, molecular function: ATP binding; protein kinase activity. NCBI's taxonomy places the organism in Eukaryota, Viridiplantae, Streptophyta, Magnoliopsida, Dioscoreales, Dioscoreaceae. The transcript is spliced from 7 exons.